AUGGCAAACGAAGAACAGAGAAGGGCCUUCGAGUCGUACAUGGGCCGCACUGGCGGAAGUGGCAGUAAUGGGCAAGGCCAGGAUCAAGGCCAGCCAAUUCCUCAGUACCCAGGCUCUUUCGCCCGGCCAGGCAACUCGUAUCUUUACAAUCAAUUCCAAGGGCUCGGAGUCCCUCCCGCUGCACCAACGCCUCCGCCGGCUGCCUCAUCCGUCGCUUCUUUUCCCGGAUACCAGGGAGCAUAUCCUCAACAGGCUGGAUACCCACAGCAGAGUAGAUACGGCCAGGGCGUGUACAAUCAUCUUGGGAUCCCACAGCGCCCACCACCGCUCCUAAGCCCUCAGUCACAACAACAGGGUCAACAGCAGAUACCGCCAGUAGCCGGACCACAAGGACACGUUCAUAUGCCACAGGGCUACAACGCACAACCACCACCGCCGCCAGGGUACAACGCCAACUGGCAGUAUAGCAAUCCAGAUUCUGGGAUAGAACGUCGACGAGCCGCUCCUCUUACGAGCGCGAUGGUACCAUCGUCACGCAACACGCAGCAGGAGAUCAUGGAAUCAAGAUCGAGGCAGACAAGCGAGCAAUUCUACUACGAACAAUAUGGACAAUCACACGCCGCGCAAGCACCACCCCCGCAGGUGGAAGAAGUGGCUGUGCCAGUUAUGCUCUGUCACACCUGCAGUUACUGCGGACAGAUGCGCUCCGCAAGAUUUCAUCGCAACAACCCCGUCCUUCCCGGCAAGCCUAUGAUUCCUACACCCUGUCGAAGGUGCAAAAAGAAGCUUGCGAACUCACAGCGUUCAAGCAGCAGAUACAGAUACAUCAGAAGAUGUACGGCCGAGGAACCCUGCGACUGGCCUAGAGAGUGUGUCCACAUUGACAUCGACCAUGACGAGCGUAGGGGUCGGAGACAAAACAGAGAAGAUAUAUAUGUUACUCGAUAUUCUCCCAGCCGUCCUCGUGUUAUUAGACGAGAUUCUAGUCAGGCACGCCUGGGCUUGCGGGUACUUCAACAACCAACACAAGAGUUUAGGACUAAACGAAAGCUCAAAACCUCUUCAUUGAGUCCUCGCCGCUCUUUCAGGUAUGCCGGUGGAGUUUGGCCUCCGCCUGACAUCGUCCGCACAAGGGAAACACGGUCGGAUGAAGUUCACGCUGCGCCCCCUCCGCCGCUGCCCAGUCGUAUCUCAAGAUCUGACGAGGUGUGGCCUCCUCCAGACGUUGUCCGUACUCACUCCUACAGGAAGGUCGAGAGAAGUCCAUCGCACCAGGCAAGUUCAAGGAUCAUCGAACUCAGUCCGUCGCCCCCUCCGCAAACGAGACAUUCGAGAGUUGUCUAUCGGAGUGAGUCUCAAGAUUGUCGGCCUAGGAGCUCAAGUAGAUCUCCAGUUCGUGUCAGCUUCCGCGCAGAGAGACAAAAUGAGGAAGCGGAAGCUCGUCUCAUGUCGCAUCCGAGGCCGUACCGUCCGGUUGUACCAGAGCAACGUAGCUUUCUCAAGGCGUCGGAUGAAACUUCGAGCAAUGCUGAUUCUGUGCCACGUCGCCGUGUAGAGUCACCUAGUCGGAGCAUCCUAAAGCCUCUAGGCACCGAACGCGAAACUUCCCACCGACGAAGAAAUACCAUGCGCGAAAGUCAACAGAGCAUGCACGUCGAAGUCGGAGGACCUCGUGUUCACUUUGGUGGUGGGAGAAGGCAAGAAGAGCCAGUACUGGAGCCAAGAGGAAGGUCAAGGUAUGCUGAUGAACGACUAGCGAGUGGCGACAAGUACGAGCAUUACCGGGAGUAUUCCCGCCAUCGUGUUGUAGACGAUCUUCCACCGGAGCCACUAGCCCAGGACUUCGAGAGGAUCCGCAUACGGCACUCAUCGCCAUCUCCACGAAGAGAGUACGAAGAAGAAAUCCGCAUUGACCGACAGCGCCGCAUUUCGCCCUCUCCUCUUCCGCCUUCGAGACGAUUCGAAGAGGUACGCGUGCGGAACGUAUCUCCUCUUCCCGCGCGUCGCCCACCCCGGCCUCCACCCUCUCCUACUUCGCCUGAACGACCACCGCAGCCACUGUUUCGCCAUAUCUCCCGCACACGAGCUCUUGAACGUACUCGUUCUGUGACCCCGCCGCCUAGUCGCCGAAGACAAGAAGAAGAUCACACCGACUCGGAGAGCGCACAUUCAGCUGAGAUCACUGAAGUUAGAAGCUGGAGGGGUAUCGAUGAAAACGGGCAGCCUGCUACAUUUGUGGAAGAUAGAAGGACGGUGAGGAUGAUUGAUCAGUGUAGUGAUGGAGGCGGACUUGCCAGAGACUAUCGCGAGAUGGGCAGAGGCGCGAGGUUGGAUACAAGAGAGCGAGUCACUAGUCGAAACUGGAGGGACGUAUAGGCUGUUGAUGGUGAUGGAAGAGUGAUGAUGAGUGUGUACAAAUCUGGUACUCAGGGGUUUGUGGUUGCUGUGCGAUGAAGCAGGGCAUACUUGGGAUGGUUUUGAACGAAUACUGAUGGAUAGACACCUACGAUACCUCUUCAGAUUUCCUUCAAUGUAUUUCUUCCAGCGAAGG
This is a messenger RNA of Alternaria rosae, 2551 nucleotides long. RefSeq lists its product as uncharacterized. The record is from RefSeq and is a predicted model, not a curated record. Bases 1 to 2376 code for a protein of 791 amino acids. NCBI's taxonomy places the organism in Eukaryota, Fungi, Ascomycota, Dothideomycetes, Pleosporales, Pleosporaceae. The transcript has 2 exons.